Messenger RNA from Saccostrea echinata, 1314 nucleotides. RefSeq lists its product as uncharacterized. The transcript is spliced from 6 exons. Bases 1 to 732 code for a protein of 243 amino acids. Lineage: Eukaryota; Metazoa; Mollusca; Bivalvia; Ostreida; Ostreidae. The record is from RefSeq and is a predicted model, not a curated record.
AUGGAAAGAACUGCAGUAGGAUUAGCUAAUUGUGUGUUAGCAAGGGUAACUAAUGAAACGGACUCCACCUGUUUGACCAAAGACAAAAUAAGCAUCGCCAAUAGUUUUAUGAAUUUGAUUCCAAAACAAUUUUGGACCAGAAUCAACUUUUGCAUAGAGAAUAACUUUACUGAGUUUUUUUCACCAGAUGUAGAAAGCGCAAUUCAAGACUCAACGACGAGUAUAAAUCAGACUCUGCUUUUCUUGCUCGUGGGAUUUGGGUUUUUUCUUCUUUUUGUCGCCAUCUUGGUAAUCAGCUUAUUGAAAAUGAGAACAAUGUUAUUGAAGAAAAGAAGAAAAGACUUAAUGCGCCUUCCCAGCAUUCCAAAAACAGGAAGUCCUCAGUACGAAGCCACUUUUGUUGUAUCAAAUGGUCCUUACCUUGAUCCCGAUUAUGACAUCAUAGAAGAGAUGGACGAGGGUUAUGAACGCUUACCCGAACCAAGAAUAGAGAGCACAACACAGGCAUUUUCAGAACAGAGAAAUUUCAAUACUGAGGGACCAUAUAUUGUACCUAACAAUGCGGAUGGAUCCUAUCUAGAUGCAGUGCAUGUUAGGAAAACAAUCAUUGAUUACAUAAAUAUCCAUCCUUAUACAGAAUUAGUGGAUGAUUCAGGGGAUCAUACCAUUGAUGACCAGUUUUUCCAAAGCAGGAAUGGAGAAAAUCUGGGAAACCCAAACAGCAUCGAGUGAUGAAAAAAAGUAACAAACGAUUGUAAAAAAAAAAAAAAAUCAAUUUUGAUUCAUAUAUUAGACCUAUUUUACACUAAAUAUACUGUCAAUAUAAUAACAAAUACUCAAUCAAUGAGAAAUUUAAUAAAAUAAUGGAAUUAAAUAUCUUAAUAAAAGUAAAAUUACCGACAACAAAAUUUUUGAAGAAUAUAAUUUUUUAAUGAACUGAAAAUUUUGUCCUAAAGGGGAAAUUGUCUCCUUCAUUCAUCAUGCUGAGAAAAAAUAUUGCUGAGGUAAAGAUCUUAGCUUAGAGUUGAAUGGAAUAGGCUGUGAUACGUAAAUGACAUACCUGUUCUAUCGACCUGUUGUCAUUGUAUUCAGUUGUUCAUCACUCUCUUUCAAAUAAAUUAUCAAAAUAAUUUUGUUUUUCCAAUUUUGAACAAUCAGAAGCUAAUAUUCAUCAAGCGGACAAUCCUCGUGUUUCAUAGAAAUUGCUUGAGAUAGACCUUGAUUUAAGCAUAUUUUAUUGUAAUAAAUAUACAAUAGGAUUGUGCAUAGUUCUUAAAUUUAAAAUGUUACGGUAAUGUUUAAUUGAUGCUUAUA